Anopheles coluzzii is the source of this 2876-nucleotide messenger RNA. It is a transcript of the gene Elovl7, whose product is annotated as elongation of very long chain fatty acids protein. The coding region runs from base 863 to 1855 and encodes 330 amino acids. Lineage: Eukaryota; Metazoa; Arthropoda; Insecta; Diptera; Culicidae. The transcript is spliced from 8 exons. Gene Ontology annotation, molecular function: fatty acid elongase activity. Gene Ontology annotation, cellular component: endoplasmic reticulum membrane. The record is from RefSeq and is a predicted model, not a curated record. Gene Ontology annotation, biological process: fatty acid elongation, saturated fatty acid; fatty acid elongation, monounsaturated fatty acid; sphingolipid biosynthetic process.
AUCGCCGAAAACUCAUUUCGCUCGUACCAGUCGCUUGUGCCUCACGACGGACGCACCGGACCGCAGGGCGAAAAGGUGCUCGGCCUCCAGGAUAUUGGCGUAUGGUCCCAUGCAAUUGGGCCUUUCUACAUGUGUGUGUAUGUAUGGGUGUGCUAGUGAGGGCUCGUGUAACUGAAUUAAUGUGCAUCUGUGUCUAUGUGUCCGUGCCCAACGGUGUGUGAGAGCAGUUUUACCAUAAGUGGGUGUAGUGGGCAAGCAGGAUAACACUGCAAGGACUUCUGUUGAAUCCCGACAUUUCGUUGCUCCAGUGUAGUUCGGUCAGUGAGGUUCACAUUUUCGGACUGCUUUUCAUACCACAUCACAACCAUUCCCAUCAAAAUCACCGUGCCCACCCCGUGCUAGGGCAUCGAGGACGGUUUGCCAGUGCUUUUGUCUGCUGCAUCAGCAUUACGUGUCGCGAACGCCGCCGGACUUCCCCAUCCGCCGGGCUGGUGAAUAAACUUAGUGGUGGCUAGCGGAUUUUAACCAAACUAAGCGGAACACACAGCGGUGUGUGUGUGUGUGUCUGUGUGUGUGAAGACUGGAUACCUGUGCGUUAAUACAGAAAACGGGGCCGAUUUGACAGCGUCUGUGUCUCCGACCGGUCAGCAUCGUUUGGCGAAGUGUGGCAAGUGUCGGCAGAAAGGGAUUUGUUUUUCCCCAAAAAAAUUUGGUUUUACUCUUCUUCUUCCUGCACCACCGCCAGUGGCUGCACUUUUUCGCUCGACGCCCGCUCGAGGGAGACUGUGGCGCUCUGUUCAGUGCCAGUAAUUUAUUAGAAAGUAACACGGCGGAAGCUAGCAGUUAAAGCCACCGAAACACGAUGGAGCUUAUCACAAAUGUGCACCAGGGCUGGCGGUACCUGAUGGACGAGCUGUCCGAUCCGCGGACGCGCGACUGGCCCCUGAUGAGCUCACCCUUUCCCACCAUCGGCAUCAGUCUGUGCUAUGCUUAUUGCGUUAAGGUCUUAGGUCCCCGGCUAAUGGAAAACAGGAAACCCUUCGAGCUGCGCAAGGUACUGAUCGUGUACAACUUCCUGCAAGUGCUCUUCAGUACGUGGCUGUUCUACGAGGCAUGCGUUUCCGGCUGGCUCGCCGGCUACAGUCUGCGCUGUCAACCGGUUGACUACUCCCGCUCACCGAUGGCCCUGAGGAUGGCGUCCGGUUGCUGGUGGUACUACUUCUCCAAGUUUACCGAGUUCUUCGAUACGAUUUUCUUCGUGAUGCGCAAACGGUACGAUCAGGUGUCGACCCUGCACGUCAUCCAUCACGGCAUCAUGCCGGCGUCGGUCUGGUGGGGAGUUAAGUUUACGCCAGGUGGACACAGUUCUUUCUUCGGUCUGCUAAACACCUUCGUGCACAUCAUCAUGUACACCUACUACAUGUUGGCCGCGAUGGGACCGAAAGUACAGAAGUACCUCUGGUGGAAGAAAUACCUGACCGUGCUGCAGAUGGUUCAGUUCAUCUUGGUGAUGGGACACGCUUUCCAGCUGCUGAUCUGGAACGAGUGCAACUAUCCGAUCGCGUUCGCUUACUUCAUCGGUGCCCACGCCGUCAUGUUCUACUUCCUGUUCUCGAACUUCUACAAGCAGGCGUACACCGUGCGAAAACAGGCAAAGAAGGAAAAGGCUGAACAGAUGGCACUCACCAACGGUAACCUUGAGUCGGUGCCGAACAAGAACAUCUCGAAUGGACACGCGGUCCCGCACACCGCAAGCAACGGCAAGCCGGACUUUUAUCAGACCCUCGACAAAACGAUGGAGGACAGCUACUCGACCACGCGGCACCGUGCGUUCGUCGGGUUCGGUAGUAAUUAGAUGCACACGACGGGAACGACGGUGCUAAGCGUAGAAACUAAAACCGAAUGGAAGAAACAAAAGAAGACCGGUGCCUUUUUACUGUGAUCGGUUAUGAGCGCUCCAGCAUCCAGCAUGACUUCGCUGCUCUGCGCACGCACGGAAGAUGUCCGCAAAAACAGGAGCCAUGCCAUCCCCCUGCAUCCCGCUAAAACCCUCCUUCCUUCCUUCGCCAGUUAAAUCCCCCUCCCGGAGCUCAUGGGUUAGGAAAUAGAUUCAACAUGCUUUAUUUUUCAACCCAAUCACCCUCUAGCCCUCCCCCCCCCCUCGCUCCUCCCUCCCAUCAAACCACCCCAUUUUCGGACGGAUGUUUCUACAUUUUUACUCGGGUCAGCGGAUUGGUGUGAACAUUUUCACAAUUCCACCGUUUGACCGACUCACAGUGAGGAGCUAGCAGGAAAACGGAAGCCGUUAGGACAUUAGCUCAACGUCGGUAGGUCGAUAGGUGAUAAGCGCAAGAGCGUAGUGUAGCGAGAAAUAGCGUUGUAAGCCAGUUAGACGAUAUCACACCAGCAUCGUUUCGGUGGAUGUUCAAAGAUUUCUUGUACUGUAUGAUAAGGACACAUCUAUUGAGGCUCGUUCACUCUCAUGCACAUGCCUCAUCAGCAGGCUCCACCACCUCGGUAGUGGUGGAUGGUCUAAAAUACACGCAACUAGCCUCUUUUCUUCUUCUUUUUAUAACCCAAUAUCUCUCUCUCUGUCUCGUAAUCUUUGCCUUAGUCUACUGUAAAUUAUUAAGCGAUUGCAAACACUACAGGAUCGUGCUUAAUCGAAAUUGUUGCCAGAGGUAUGGUGAAGCGGAUGGUCUCGAUAGCCGAAACAGACAUCAUUUCUUUCCUUAGUAUGUAACAAUUCGUUAAGUAAUCAGCGAUAAUUGAAGCGCAAUGCGAUUCGUUAUGCUCUCGCAAAACUGGUAUUGGUAAAAUCGACAAAAAACUGGUACUGUACAAUAUUGAUAAUAAAAAAAAGUCAUAAAAUACAA